Molecule: messenger RNA, 1871 nt
Organism: Parasteatoda tepidariorum (common house spider)
Lineage: Eukaryota; Metazoa; Arthropoda; Arachnida; Araneae; Theridiidae
Biological process (GO): cobalamin transport
Molecular function (GO): cobalamin binding; protein binding
Source: RefSeq, a predicted model, not a curated record
AUUUUUUCUCAGCAAAAAUAUAUAAAAGACUGUCAGUAAGUUUUGUAGUUCAUAAUAUUAGUGUAUUAUAGAAAGAAUUUUAGUUUUCAUUUCGAAAAGUUUUUUUGUUGAGUAUUGCUUAUAUUCUGUCAAGUAGAAAUGAUUAGAAUUAGUAAUUUCCUCUGCAUUCUAGGAAUAUUAUUUGGCCAAAUGUGCUUGGUCUAUUGCUCUUGCAUAGAAAGAAGACAAACAAAUGGCACUAUUUCAGAUACCUAUACCGCACUCGGAAUGAACGAGAAUGAUAAAUGCUGGACUAUAGAUAAUUCAGAUAAUAAUUUGCUCUUCAUUCAACUAGACAGCCUUAAUUUCGGAAACAAGCCUGUUUCAGAUAUCGCUUUAUUCAUAACAUUAAUGCCGGAGUACAAAGUUGUUUACUAUUGGUCGCAAUCUCUGCUGGACAAUUUUACAACGACUUCAUCCACAGUUAAAGUCCUGUUUAGGGUAAAGUUUGGCUAUCAUGAGGCAGCAAGUUUUUCAUUAAGUUUCAGAAAAGAAUGUGGUGGAGUUUUCACCAAACCUACGGGAAUACUAAAGAGUCCAUAUUACCCAGCAAACUAUCCAGCUCUAGCAGAAUGUGUAUACGAAAUUCGUACGAGCCCUGGAAAUAUAAUCAAUAUUACAUUUGACAAUAUGGUGAUAGAAGAUGAGCCCCAAUGCCGAUAUGACUAUUUAAAGAUUCAAGAUGGUGAAGAGAAAAAUAGCUCUGUUAUCGCACUGUUUUGUGGAAAUGUUGUGCCAAAGCCAGUAAUAUCUACAAACAAUUACUUAAGAUUGACUUUUAGAACUGAUGGUGCUACUGAGUAUCUAGGAUUUCAUGCAGCUUAUACUGUUGUAGAAAAUGAACAUAGCAAAUGUUCCCUUGGAGAUAACUUUCACUGUUCCAAUACCACUUGCGUUCCAAAGAGUGAGGUUUGUGAUGGAAUAAAAAACUGCGAAAAUGGCGCUGAUGAAUUUGGUUGCGGUAUAGCUAAAAUAGAAGGUGUAGCUGCGGCACUCUCGAGAGAAAUACAAAGAUUGAAAAGUAAGCGAACUUCCUCCUGGGGUUGGAAUGAGAAUACGGCUAGGGCUCUCCUUGCGCUGUUUCUAUCUGGUGGUGCUAAAUUUGACGGGCGAAACCUCGAAGAGGAAGUAAUGGCUAAACACUCAGAACUUAAAACAUCUAUUGCUUUAUUAAAGAAGUCACUUUCAAAUGAACAACUGAGUAUGAUCGUCAAUGGAUUAUUGGUAACGUGUCACAACCCUCGUCAUUUUUAUGGACAGAACUUAAUCAAACGUCUUAAGGAGCAAGUACAGAUGCCAAGUAAUUUCACACACCCAAUAGCGUAUUUAACUCUUUGCAAUGCUAAGGAAUCUUGGCCGCUUAAAGCUAUUGGAGACCUGAAUAAAAUUUUAAGUACCAAUUCUAGCUAUCCUUUCAUUCGAGACUAUCAAGCAAUCGCAACCAUGGCUAUUUCUUGUUUCCAGAAUCAGACCAAUAUUCUUGAGGAAACUGAAAACAGCAAUCUGAAAAAUCAUUAUCUACGCAUCAUUCAACAGUUCAAACAAAUGCAGCAUUCCGAUGGGAGCUUUGGAAACGUUCAUACCACAUCUUUAAUAACUCAGGCACUUCUUUCAAGUGGCCAUGAAUACUCAAAGGACUGGAAGCUAAAUGCCACCAUAAAACACCUGAUUCGUAAACUAUCACUACCUCAUGAUCUUUUGGCGAGUUACCUAGCUCUUCCAGUUCUCAAUGCCAAAAGCCUUUCAGAUGUCGCCAAAGUAAAUUGCAGUUUAAAUCCAAGGAGAAGUGGAUAUGGUAAUAAAAUUCUCAUUCUAUUCUAUUUUACUUUUUU